Molecule: messenger RNA, 1788 nt
Organism: Priceomyces carsonii
Lineage: Eukaryota; Fungi; Ascomycota; Pichiomycetes; Serinales; Debaryomycetaceae
Exons: 1
Coding region: 1-1788 (595 amino acids)
Biological process (GO): peptidyl-lysine monomethylation
Molecular function (GO): protein-lysine N-methyltransferase activity
Source: RefSeq, a predicted model, not a curated record
AUGGAUACACUAUUGAAGUCUUUCAUAGAUUGGUCACAUAGAAAUAAUGUUUUCAUUAAUGAUAAGAUUGAUUUUCGAGCUGAUGAGAGGAAAGGUAUGUUUGCUGUAGUGAAAGAGCGAAUGUUAGAAAAUGAAAAUUUGAUCAAGUUACCUAAAGAACUCGCAAUAGGGCCUGAUAUGAUAAAAUCGUUGUUUCCGGACGUGAAAUUGACCACUGAAUCUAACAGCAACAACGAGAUGAUGGUUUUACUCAUUUCCAAACUUAAAUUUGAUACUACAAGAAUUGGACAGUUCUUCAAGCCAUAUUUGGAUAUACUACCUAAAGCGCCAUCGCUGCCUUUAUUUUGGGAGCCCACUAUACGAAAUCAACUCAAAUCGACUGAUGCAGAACUGAAAUUGGAAGCUAUUUUAUCCAAACUUUUAAGUGAAUGGUAUAAUUUGAUGACUUUUCUUUUAAAAGCCUAUCCACAUUUGGUCAGUAAGAUGACCUUAAGUUCUGAAUUGAAAUAUUAUGAGCAUUUACUUGAAGAUACAUACCAAUCUAGUGAGCUUUAUGAACAUUUCAUACAAGAAGGUAGUUCCUGGACCAGCUUUCGUUCUUACGUUUGGUCCUAUAGUAUUUUGACUUCUAGAGGAUUUCCCUACUUUUUAGUUACUUCGUCUAUGUCUGAAAAGGAUUUGAAGACGCCAGUUUUGUUACCGGUAAUAGACUUAUUGAAUCACAGGAACAAUUUCAAAAUAAAAUACCUCAGUGUCAAUGAGACUCGUGAAGAAAAUGUAAUCUUCAAACUUGAUGAAAAUGUAGCUGAAAACCAAGAGCUAUUUAACAACUACGGUGAUAAGCCUAACGUUGAUCUUUUACUUAACUAUGGCUUUGCUGUAGAAGGAAAUGAGUACGAUGAGACUACGAUUACUUUCAAAAUUGAUGAAGGAAAGAUUUUAGAGGCAAUAGACUUUGGAAUUGAAUUCUAUGAACGUAAACAAAAGAUAGAUGAUCCUAAAUUAUUGAAAAAUGGAAUAAAUUUCUAUCUUGAUUGGAACACUCCUUUUCCACUCAAACUAGUAGACUUUUUUGCAUUUUUAGUACAGAUGAAAUUUGAGAAAGAAACUGGAAUGACUUUAAGAAUGAAACUAGAAGGAUUGACAGAAAUAAGAAAGAUAUUAGUCAUGAAAGUUGAGACAUUUAAAGAAAAUGAAUUAGAUGUCCCCAAUGAAGUUGAUGAAGUGUUUAAGUAUAUAAAGAUUUACAAGAAAGGGCAAAGAUUAAUAUUCCAAAAAUCAUUAGACUCUUUACAAAGCUAUGAGAAAAAAUUGUUGAAACAACAAAAAGCUAAAAUGAUCUCCUUCAAAACGAUUUUGAAAAAUGACGAAAUUUUUAUGAAAUAUCUCUCUACAUCUCUAAAUGUCUACUCCUAUGAGGAUAUUUUAGGGAAGAAGAUCCUUGACGUUGUAAUUCUUUUAUGGAUAUUAAGGCUUUAUAAUUUAAAAGAAUACCCAAAGGAUAAAUUCCUAAAUGACAAGGCUUUCAAGAGCCAGAUUGAUGUCGUUAUUUCGCAGUUUCAAAAUGUAAAGAGAACUAUUGAUAUUACUCAAGAAGACCUCCUCGAACAAGAGUCCUUCCUUUCGUUGUAUUUUUCUCUUUUGCCCAAUAAAUUCUCUGAUAUUUAUGGAAGAGGGGAUUGGAAGAUAGAGGAUUUUGUUGUUGCAAGCACAGUUGCUGAUAGAAUUAUCUACUUACGUCCGAUUAACCAAGAAGCCUUUAUUGUACCUACAAUUAAGCUCUCCUGA